Parnassius apollo (apollo) is the source of this 474-nucleotide messenger RNA. Lineage: Eukaryota; Metazoa; Arthropoda; Insecta; Lepidoptera; Papilionidae. The record is from the annotation of a GenBank genome assembly.
AUGUUUGCCGCGCGGCGCAGAUCGACGAAGUCGAAUCGAAGUCGCAAGCGACUAAAGCCGCAAGCCCCAAAUUUGGGUAGCAUCCGACUUUGGCCGCACGGCGACCGGCCGCAUGCGACUGUUGAAGAGCUUAAAUUGAAGAUAAAAAAUAUACGAACCACAUAUAAUAGAGCGGCCAGUAAGGUAUCAAAGUCAAAGAAUAGUGGUGCGGGAGAGGAUUAUGUACACAGAUCUCAAUUAAUUUGGUUUUCUAUAGCUGACCGCUUUUUAAAGCCAGUGAUAGAAGGAAGAAACAGUAAAGAUAACAUGGGAAAAGAAAACGAAGAUUCAGCGGUGAACAGAAACAGCGACGCGUCUUCAUAUUUUGAUGAAUUGGGACAAGAAUCUAAUAUUGCGCACUUACAAAAGAUAAAACAAUUGUCUCCAAAGAAAAAGGCGGAGCGUGCUCUAAAAAUGGAAGGACCAAUAGAUUAG